Diaporthe batatas is the source of this 5082-nucleotide messenger RNA. RefSeq lists its product as uncharacterized. The coding region runs from base 1036 to 3156 and encodes 706 amino acids. Gene Ontology annotation, molecular function: DNA-binding transcription factor activity, RNA polymerase II-specific; RNA polymerase II cis-regulatory region sequence-specific DNA binding. The transcript has 2 exons. Lineage: Eukaryota; Fungi; Ascomycota; Sordariomycetes; Diaporthales; Diaporthaceae. Gene Ontology annotation, biological process: regulation of transcription by RNA polymerase II. The record is from RefSeq and is a predicted model, not a curated record.
GGGAACUGGCGGCUUUGGUCGGUGCAACAUUGCCACAGGGCCGGUUCCCCUGCCACCUUUUCUUCUGCUCCUUGCCCCAAUCCGGACUGCGCAACGUCAGUUCCUCUUUCUCAUCAAUCCACUCCGUCGCCUUUUCCCGCCUUCUCGACCCUGCCCUGUCUGUCACCAGCGCAGACCAGCGCAGCAGCCUCCCUCUGCUCGCCAUUGUAUUAUUUUCGGCUCCGAGAUAUCGCCAACUCCACCUCCCCGGCCACCCAUCAUCGUACAGCCAACCUGGGGGACGAACGACUUCUGCUGCCUCCACAUCCGACGACAGCUGACAGCCCUCUUCUCUCCUGAGCCCUCUCUCACUGUCUCGCUCUCUCUCACUCACACUCUCCAUCCCACCCUCCUCCGCGAAACACAUGCGGUCUGCUGCUGUGUUGUCCAGCUGGCCGGUCUGAGCGUAUCGCGAUCCCCCACUUUGGCAAUCCGAAAACCGCAUCGUCAGCAACAGGGGCAGCCGGCGUUGUGGACCUCGAUCGCCAUUUUUUUUUUGCUGUGAGGCGCGUAGUGAGCGUGCACGGGAUCCGCUCUUGUCAACCCCCUCUCUCGCUUCCUCUCAGACAGGGCAACCCAUCAUCACAGAAAAAAAAGGGCAAAAAAUCCCACCGUCCCAGGUUGACAGCUCGAUCUCAAUGAAACAUCAACAUCAAUAAUCCUUGGGCGCUGUCUUGCUCUCCUCACCCUGUCCCUAUCUCUACCCGGCCUCCCUGCCUCUCCUCUUCUCUAGUCAGACUUCCGUCUAGGCACUAGGCUUAACAAUCAGUCUCAAACAUCAUCCCGCCGCAGGGCCCCGCAUCACCCCUGUCCCUCCCCUUCCCUGCUGGACCAGGACGCACCGACUGUUGGCGGCGUCCCAACUCAGCCUCACCAUAGGCUACUGGUUUCUUAAGCGCCGCAUCACCCUCCCUUGGAAUCCUCCGGUUCUCCCUUUGACUCCUCUCAGCUGCACCGCUUCCAACCAGCCCCUUUCCCCCCCAAACGACUACAAAGAUGGCGGCGACUUUUCGAUCCGUCAACUCAUCACAACUACCGCCUCCCGACAUGGCCGAGGCCGACUCCAAAGUGAAGUCACCCACGACGCCCCGACCCAGUACAGCCCCGCACUUGCCGCCGCCGCCGACACAGACCGCCAUGGAUGAUGCGACGACCCCAACGAGAGCCACAUUUGGUGCCGGCGUCAUGGCCCAACAAAAACCUCUCCCGUCGUCGCCAUUCCCCGAGGGCAUUCAGAUAAAGCCCGAGGACGCCACAGAGAGCAAGCGAUCGUCCAGGGAGACCUCGCACAACCCCAAGAAAUCAAGGGACUCUGCAGAGAUGGACGUUGACGGCUCCGAGGAUAAGGGCACGCCAGGUGGUGAGGAAGGUGCCGAGUCGGAGGACGAAGACAGCGUGAACGCCGAUGGAAGCCGCUCGAGCAAGAAGAAGAAAUCACAGCGCUUCUGGUGCACAGACUACCCGCCAUGCAAUCUGAGCUUCACGAGGAGCGAGCACUUGGCAAGGCACAUCAGAAAACAUACUGGCGAACGCCCAUUCACAUGCCACUGCUCGAGGCGUUUCUCCCGCCUGGACAACCUGCGACAGCACGCCCAGACCGUACAUGUGAACGAGGACAUCCCGAUGGACUCGUUGGCGGCGACUGGGACGAGAUUCCAGCGACAGGUACGGACUGACCGGGUGCGCCAGGGCACCGGAAGAGCAAGGGCCUCGACGGCUGGCAGCAUUGGCGCACCGGCUCGCGGUCAUUCCAAGUCGCUGUCGACGUCCAGUAUCACUAGCAUCAGCUCUAUCGGCUCGACUUUCAGUUCGAGGGACGACAUCCGCUCGGGAAGGCGCCCGCCUCCUCUCGUCAUGGCUGGAGACCCCCAGGCCCAAAGGCUGUCCAUGACAUCGAUCGACUCCUACCGCAGCGCUGGUUCGGGCCAUUUCCCGUUCCGGCAGCCAUCGCCCAGUGACUUUGGCACACCGACCUCGGCAACCUUCUCCACCGGCCAGAACAGCCCGAGAUGGGGCUCCGGUGUUGGCUCACCUGCCACCACAUACUCACGCAGCCAUGCCAUGUACCCAUCUGGGUCUCGCACCCCACACGAGCGGCGGCUUAGUGUGCCUUCUGGCGUCAACCCCUUCCAGUCUCCUCAUGGGACUGGGAAUCUUGGUCGGCCCCUCUUUGGGCCUGGCUCUCAGAAUGCUUCAAACUCUGCCGCCCUUGGUUCUCCGGGCGGCAGCUUGCUUGGCUCACCCACCACCUCAACCUCUGGGUGGUCGCGUCGCGACUCGACCAACAGCAUUACUGAUGAAUGGCGCAGGAGGACCUGGCACCCAGAUAGUAGCAACUUCACUAACCCGGGGAGUCGACUCAGCCAGGUCAUCACAUCGUCGCAGCUCGACCCUCCUCCCGAGCCCCUGCCUGCCGUUGUCAAGAACGGCCCUCCACAGCAGUGCAUCCGCCUGCCUGGUAUCGAGUCGUUCGAUCCCAUCGCGCGUCGACCAUCCUCACCUGUCAGGAGGGCUCCUUCUCCCAUGAUGGUGGACUCUGAGGGCACCACUCCGCCGACUCUGUUGCCGUCUGCCAACAUCUCUGUUGAGAGACAUGGCUCACAACAGUGGGAGAUGGGCCUUCAUCGCGGGCUGAACCGUCUGGAGAUCAACAGCACGACCCCUCCGCGAGACAGCGCUGGAGCCUGGGCGAGCGAGGUCCAGCAGGCCAUGCAAUCCCGGGCAGAACCCCCUCGGGCAUAUCAGCCUACCGUUCGUUUUGAAGCCCAGCCGCAGGUUGUGCACCCCCCACCCGCUCCCUCUGCUACUGGACCCCCUCGAGGGCAUCACCAUACGAUGUCGGCCCCGUUGAUAUCGACACACCGUGAAGCUAAGCGCCAUGGCUGGUACAACGGACCAGCAGUCACCGUCCACGAAGACAGGGUCUUGGAGUCACGGCCGCAUGUCGACCGCAUUGCGCACCCAAAUCUGCACGCUUUCUCCGGUUUCCCUGCCCGUGAACAGCAGCAAUCUCAGUACGCGCCCCAGGCGACAAGCCCUCCUGAGAACAUGAGAAGGCUGGAGGCUCUUGUUGCUGUGGCCACGAGCGAGUCGUCUUCUACUGCAACGGCAUGCUAGGGAGGAUCUUGAUUUGUACGAGGAUAACCGACCCACCUGUGUGCUCGUUCUAUUUCUACGAUGUCGAUAUUGCGCCGACCCGAUGUCUCGGCACUACAAACCAUGCCCUGCUCAUGACCUGAACGACACAUUUUCGAAUAUUACAACGACAGUCACGAUAACCUUACACUUGCAUUGGGAGAGGCUUGCAUUGCUCCCCGGAUACGACAAGGCAGCACACACUCGCUCACCAUCCGUGUCUUUUCUCUUUUUGGGUUUUCUUUUCCGGGCGGUCUUGACGAAACAGUGAUACCAGGUCGGCGGUUUUGACUUAGUUUGGCGCUGUGGAUACCUGCUUUAUUUAUUUUGGAUAUGUCUAUCAGCGUUGCAAUUGAUUUCCGUCUUGUCUUUUUUUUUUUUUGGUCACCUGUGGCGUUCCUUUGCUUGCCUCCUCUCGCUCUCCGCUACCUGACCAUCUCCUUGUGCCUUCCUCGACCACCUCAUCCUCUUUCUUCCGGCUUGACCUCUGCUUCUCAACUGCGAAUCCACUUCAGCUACUUACUAGCCACGGGGAUAAGCAACACCUACCCGAUUCGACCUAGAUAAGACCUGCCUUGGAAGUCUACUUGAUCAACCAACACUUUUCCCACUUUUCCCGCCACCAUUUCUCGACGUGAUUUGAGGAGCAAGGACGAGGGCGACGGCGGUUCCCUGCUCUUCCCCAAAACGGGGAUAUGUGGGGAGGGAACAUUAAUGUGACACGGCGGGCCAUGGGGACGGGAAGUACUCUGCUUCUAUGAUACCCCACCAUCUUUGAAUGACGGAAGGCUUUUGCAUCAUCAUUGGAGGUCCUCUGUAGAGGCCGCCCGGGCGUGGGCUAUCUCUUGGACAUGCGGACAGGACACGAGGACAAACAACAAUACGGGGGGCGAGUCUACACGAUGCCACCGUCGGACAUGGCAUUUGGGAGGCUAGAUUGAACAACCAUUCUGUUUCGUCCGCCUCCAUCUCCAAGCCGGGAGCUAGGGCCACAGUCCAUCAACAACUGAGCCACAUCUCGGCCUCUUGACCCCGGGUGCCCAUCGGCAAUUGGAUUGGGGGCGUGAUCAUCUCUACUCCUGGGCUUCACGUAUUUCACUUCUUUCGGCCGCACUAUCCGAGCUUGACCUUGAUAUCGUAUUGUGGGCGGCUCCCAGGGAUGGGGCUCGUUUUCGACGGGCGGGCGGGAUUGAUACCCUAAGGUUGGACGGAAGGGGGGUCGUUAUUCCCGUCAAGUGAGAUGGGUCCCCCACACAGCGGUCCGGGCUGUCCUAUCUCUAUUUUCUCGUAUUCUUACAUAGCGUUUCAAUGGGAUCUUGAUAUUUAUCCGCAUUAAUAAUGGAUGUCUUGGUGAGGGUGAACUUAUGAAUCACCACCUCGUCUAUUAUGUGGUGAGGGAUGCUGCUCAAGUGAUGUGUGGUUCCGUCCUGUCCUGGCCUGGCCGGGCUGGCCUCCCACCUGGCCUCCCUACCUACCUAGGUACCUAUCGGCGGCGGCGGCGGCGGCGGUUGCGGCUUCUCCGUCUACUAUGUAUGAAUAAUCACCGGGGAGGUGGAGGUGGGGAAGGGAGGAGGAGGGACGGGAUAUGUCUCUCGACCGGGGCUAGGGGGUCCACGGGUUUUAGAUACCCGCCUGCUCUGCCGCGCGUGCGCGCGUUGCGUGGAGACCCUGGAUGGGAGUGUUGUAGGUACUAGUAGAGGUAGGUAUGUAUAGAGCACAAAAAGACAACAGGCCGUCCGUACCUAGGUACUGCCAGCCGUGAUACCCGCGGCGGCGGCGGCGCCGCUGCCGUUGCCCGUUGCCGGCUCGUUCGUUCGGGUGGUAACCGAGACAUACACACACACACAUGAGCCACUGAUACUACCCUUUAGAGAGAAACUGCCCAGGUUGGAGAUGUGGCACAUUUGC